GUGCCGGAUGCGACGUCAUCAUCAUAAUACAGACCCGUGAUAGCCGUUGUGGUCAGGGUGCCGCGGCGUGGUAGGUGGAGAUCGUCGGGGCAAUGACAACGGGACAGCUGUGCAUUUUAUAUAUCCCAGCGUUGGUCGGUCACGUCCCCAUGCUGCUUAACUUUCACUACCUGAAUAUACUAUAACCCCGACGAUGGCAGCUGCCACUUCUCACGACGAUGAGGAACCCAAGGAAGAAUUACCACAGCUCCUUACAUCUGCUUCAAUAUCAUCUCACACAUCUAGCAUAAGAACGACUGCACGAACCUAUUCCGGCUACGAUAUACAUGAGGGGCCAGAUGAAGGAACAAUCAGCAAGCGCCGCACGAACAGCCUGAGUCGGCGGGAGACGUUGCAAAGAGCGGACACGACACUAUCCAGGAUACGUUCAAGAAAGCCAAUUUCACCUUUCAAUCACCCUCUCUCUCAUCAGAAGACUACCGAAAAUGUUGUUGUUACCUUCGACGGAGACGACGAUCCAUAUAGACCUAUGAAUUGGCCUUUCAAGAAGAAGGUGAUUACCACAGCGCUGUAUGGCUUUACAACGAUGGGCGCAACGUGGGCAAGCAGUGUGUAUUCGCCAGCUAUAACACAGAUCUCGGACGAGUUCGAUGUCGGUAUCGAAGUGUCGACGUUGGGGCUAUCGUUGCUACUUUUCGGAUUCGGCCUUGGGCCAUUGCUUUGGGCACCGCUAUCAGAAGUAUACGGGAGAAAAGCUGCAGUCUUGGUGCCUUAUUUCAUCGCGGCAGUCUUCUCCUUCGGCACCGCCACCGCGAAAGAUAUUCAGACCGUUCUCAUUACCAGGUUCUUCGCUGGGUUCUUUGGUUCGGCACCGGUCACUAACACCGGAGGCGUGCUCGGGGAUAUCUAUCCGCCAGAGAGCAGAGGUAUCGCUAUUGUGUUCUACGCCAUGGCAGUUGUUGGCGGGCCAACGCUGGGACCAAUCGUAGGCGGUGCGAUUGUCCAAAGUUAUCUGAGAUGGCGCUGGACAGAGUACAUCACCGGCAUUAUGAUGAUGUUCAUCUUGGUUCUGGAUAUCAUCUUUCUCGACGAAAGUUACGCUCCCGUGCUCCUUGUUUAUAAAGCUCGACGUCUCCGCCACGAUACAUUGAAUUGGUCGCUGCACGCAAAGCAUGAAGAAUGGGAUGUGAGUGUUUCGGAAUUGGCACAAAAGUAUCUCGUCCGGCCAUUCCAGCUACUUACAACUCCAAUAUGCUUCCUCGUAGCUCUGUAUGCUUCGUUCGUGUAUGGAAUCCUUUAUGCUAAUCUGGGGGCUUUUCCUUACGUCUUUGAAGAGCUACGCGGCUGGAAUCAGGUCGUCGGCGCGCUUCCAUUCCUGGCGCUCCUGGUUGGGAUUCUGUUUGGGGCUGUGGCGAAUAUAUUGAAUCAGAAGUACUACAUCAAAAAGUUUAUCGCCAAUGGACGACGAGCCGUACCCGAAGCUCGACUGCCUCCCAUGAUGAUGGGGUCCGUUGUCUUUGCGGCCGGACUGUUUAUCUUCGCAUGGACUGCGGAUCCGAAAUUUCAUUGGAUUGCUCCGGUCAUUGGUGCGACGCUCGUCGGCAUCGGAUUCUUCACCAUCUUUCAAGCUGCGCUGAACUAUCUCAUCGACACCUUCCAGCAGUACGCCGCAAGUGCGGUAGCUGCCAACACGUUCUUGAGGAGCGUUCUUGCUGGAGCCUUUCCAUUAUUCAUCACGCCCAUGCUGCACAACAUAGGGGCAGGGUGGGGCAUUAGUGUAUUUGCAUUCUUUGCCGUCGCGUUGAUUCCGAUUCCAUAUCUGUUUUUCGUAUUCGGAAAGAGUAUAAGAGCGCGAGGAACCUUUUCGAGGGCAUCGUUGUAACGUCUAGCUACGGUUGCUUGUCUAUAAGCGGUGAAUUUUUAAUUAUCAUGUGCCCCCAUUCCAAACAAGCCAGUAUACUCCCAAGGCUUGACCCCUUAGGAAAGCCUGCCUCAGGCACGUUCUACCCUGUUCGCUGUCUCUGCAUGAUCCCCCCUCAAAUCUCAAACAGUCCCGGGCCGGCCCUUCAUUGCAUGCCGCCGCUGAAACCGCAUCCAUGCUGACACACUGGUCAUUCUAAUUCCAAGAUUCUAUAUAUAGUCCUUUUUUGC
Pseudovirgaria hyperparasitica is the source of this 2151-nucleotide messenger RNA. Its product is annotated as MFS multidrug transporter. Gene Ontology annotation, biological process: transmembrane transport. The transcript has a single exon. The record is from RefSeq and is a predicted model, not a curated record. Gene Ontology annotation, molecular function: transmembrane transporter activity. Lineage: Eukaryota; Fungi; Ascomycota; Dothideomycetes; Acrospermales; Acrospermaceae. Bases 194 to 1882 code for a protein of 562 amino acids.